Molecule: messenger RNA, 1230 nt
Organism: Notolabrus celidotus (New Zealand spotty)
Lineage: Eukaryota; Metazoa; Chordata; Actinopteri; Labriformes; Labridae
Gene: fam241a
Product: family with sequence similarity 241 member A
Exons: 2
Coding region: 119-559 (146 amino acids)
Cellular component (GO): intracellular membrane-bounded organelle
Source: RefSeq, a predicted model, not a curated record
UGCCGCUGUGCUCUCAUGAACGCGCGGCGCGCCUACUGGGCGGACAUUGAUUCCUCGCUGUCACCUGAAGUCAUGUUUUGAUUGUGAAAGUUUCCUCCAGAGGACUGAAACUGUAGAAAUGUCCUCUGAGACCAGCGGACACUUUGUUCCCCGUCGACGGGACUUCGAGGAGCGGACUGUGGAGAACCAGAGAAGAUGGAACUCUCCUGAAACGGUCCACGGAGCCCGGCAGCCCGGACUACACCAGCACACACACCGGGCUGAUGGCACCCGGACCCGACCUGGACUCCCAGUUGAUCCUACCGCCAGAUGGCCUUUCAUAGACGACCCGACCACCAGGCAGCCUCGGCUGGACGACUGCGAGCGGUUGGGGACUCUGUUUGGGAUGCUCAACAAGUACCUGCGAGGACUGGGAAUCAGCCAGAUGUACUUUGGGGACAAGAUAGUGGAGCCGGUGGUGAUCGUGUUCUUCUGGCUGUUGCUCUGGUUCCUGGGGAUCCAGGCUCUGGGACUGGUGGGAACUCUGUGCAUCAUCAUCAUCUACAUCCAGAAGGAGUGACCAUCAGCGUGGAGGCUUCUGGUUUGAAUGCUGACACACGCUGACGGACGGCUGCUGGACUUGGAUCUACGGCGGAUCUGUGCUUUAAAAGGGAGUGGGGCCGCAGCUCUCCUGUAGCGGCGGCGGUGGCUCAGCAGGUUUCUGGGAACGGUUCGAAGAUUGUUCAGUCAGAGUAAAUCCAGAGCUGGGUCCUCUUCCAGGGGGUUUCUGAUCUGGACCUCUUCCUGCCUCAGGCACAGGAGUAAACACGUUCCUCCUUCAGCGCCACGAGGAUCCAGAAACCCCCCCUCAGACCGAACACGCAGCCUCGUUAUGUGAUUGGAUAUUUGAGUUGAUCAUUUUGGGACAUUUCUGCACUUUCUAAAUUAAAAAGUACAUCUUUGUACUCUGAUUCAUUCCUUACAUGUUUAAUCUCUUCUGAUUGGUUCUGUGAUCAGACGCUCGACCUGAUGAAAUGUGCUUCCUGUGCUCAACACUAAAUUUGGGGAAACAGAAUUAAAGACGGUCUGCAGACUCUCGUUGUCAUGAUGUAAUGUGUUGUCAGCUGAUUUAGAGGAAGGCAUUGAGGGAAAUGUUUGACUCAGCAGCUGUAGAGUUACAGCACACACAGCAUGUCAUGUUUACUUUGUACUUUAUCCAGUUAUCAACAAUACAUGAUGAUUAUUGUUUCA